AUGUGUGGGAGGACCAUCUGCCAAGCAGCGAGCGGCGGCAGGCCCCUGCAGUUGUGGGGUCCACAUGUCAUCCUCGCACUGCUGCUGCUUCUGCUCCUGCUCGCAGGUGUCGUCCACGGCCAGCAGGCGCCGCUCCCGCCGCCGGCGCCGCAGCUCCGAGACAUCGAGGAGCUGCUCACUGACCUGACCAAGCGCGUCGCCAGCAUCAUCUCCGACCGCUUCAGAUUCUGCAUCGCGGACCCGGUGGAGGAUUGGAACGCGGCGUUCAAUUACUCAUCUAACCUCGGUUUCCUGCAGCAGUGCCUCAUUGAAACCAGAGGUGAUCUGGUUGGUCGUCUAUGCACACCAGCAGAAGUGAAAUUCUACUUCUCAUGCCUCCAUGAUCAGAAAGGCAAAAACAAUAUCUUCCUGAAGACUACCACAAACUGCAACCAGUCCUAUUGGGUUCAGGGAUGCGAGCCCGGAUGGGCUUGCUCCAUUGGUCCUGAUCUUUUACUCAGCAACAUUAAUAGCAGCACAACUCCACCAAGAAGUAUCAACUGCCAGCAAUGUUGUGAGGGUUUCUUCUGCCCCCGUGGUCUUACAUGCAUGCUGCCUUGUCCUCUGGGCUCAUACUGUCCACAUGCCAAAGUGAACAUAACCACUGGUCUUUGCGAUCCGUACAAGUACCAGUUCAUUCCAAACUCGACAAAUGUCUGCGGUGGUGCUGACAUGUGGGCUGAUUAUGACAGGACGGAAGCUGUGUUCUGUCCAGCAGGUUAUUACUGUCCUAGUACAAAAUCGAAAAUUUCUUGUAGCAGUGGGUACUACUGCAGAUUGGGUUCGACCACUGAAGAUAAAUGCAUCAUAAAGGACUCCUGCAAAGCAAACACAAAAAAUGAAAGCAUAUUUGUGCUUGGUGCUGGCUUGGUGGGUGCAUUGAGCAUGGUACUUCUAAUCAUAUACAACUGCUCAGAUCAUUUCCUCACUAUCCUUGAAUGGAGAAAAACAAGAUCAAGGGAGAAAGCCAUUCAGAUGGCUAGGCAGGAGAUCAAAGCACAGGACCACUGGAAGGUGGCAAAACAACUAUUGAGGAGUCAUGUAAAUGGAAUGCAGGGUCAACUUCCUCACGCGUUAAGGUCCUUUGUUCAGCCAGCAGAUACAGAGAACUAUACCCAUAGAGUGCAGGAGACACCAAAAGUUCUGCUCAAGGCACAGGAACUAUCAGAAGCUGCGGUGUUUGAGAGUGAAGGCACAAAUGGGAUAUCUGAAGCUCCUUCAGUUGAGAUAAAUUCUAGUGGUGAUGGAGAAAUUUUUGUUACCAAGGACAAAGGUGCACAAAAAGGCAUCCACUGUUACCAUGAUGCAGCUCUUUUGUGCAAAAUUGCAGCAUUGAGGUCAUUUUCACUGGAAAGGUUGCAGUACAAGCGGGACAGAGAAUCUGGUAUGAGCACUUCAGCAUAUUUUCUUGCCAAGGACACAAUCGAUCAUUUUAGCACAGUUGUGAAGCCAAUUGUUUACCUAUCCAUGUUCUACUACUUCAAUAACCCAAGGUCAACAAUAGCUGAUAACUACAUAGUGCUGCUAGCACUUGUGUACUCUGUCAGCGGGAUGGGUUACACUUUUGCCAUCUGCUUCAACCCUGGCUCAGCGCAGCCGUGUUCUGCGAUUCUACCAGUUAUCCUGUCGUUGUUGUCAACUCACCCAAGCACUCCCCUGUUACUCAAAAACUUGUGCUACACAAAAUGGGCACUUGAAGGCUUCAUCAUUGUAAAUGCCAGAAGGUACCCGGGAGUGUGGCUAAUAACUCGCUGUGGUUUAUUGUUCAAAAAUGACUUUGAUAUCCGUCACUUCAAGCUCUGUAUUUUGGUUCUAUUUAUGUAUGGUUUGUUCUUCCGGAUCAUCGCAUUUGUGGCCAUGAUUGUACUCAAUAAGAAAUGAGUGAAUCAGAAUCCACAGUCCCUUUUUCA
Panicum virgatum (switchgrass) is the source of this 1949-nucleotide messenger RNA. Its product is annotated as ABC transporter G family member 25-like. NCBI's taxonomy places the organism in Eukaryota, Viridiplantae, Streptophyta, Magnoliopsida, Poales, Poaceae. The coding region runs from base 1 to 1920 and encodes 639 amino acids. The record is from RefSeq and is a predicted model, not a curated record. Gene Ontology annotation, molecular function: ABC-type transporter activity. The transcript has 11 exons.